AUGGAGAAAUAUAAUCUCACAAUGGUGACUGAAUUCAUCCUGGUGGGCAUCACUUACUACCCUGAGUUUCAGGUACCAUUGUUUGGACUGUUCCUCAUCAUUUAUCUGACCUCACUGGUUGGCAACUUGGGUAUGAUCAUCCUUACCAUGGUGGAUUCCAGGCUGCAAACACCCAUGUACUUCUUUCUCAGACACCUCGCUACUACUGACCUUGGUUAUUCAACAGCUGUGGGACCAAAAAUGUUGAGAAGUUUUCUUGUAGAUCAAAAUACAAUAUCAUUUUAUGCCUGUGCUAUCCAAUCAUCUUUCUUUAGUAUGUUCAUUGUUUGUGAAUUUUUUAUUCUUUCUGCAAUGUCUUAUGACCGUUAUGUGGCCAUCUGUAAACCACUCCUCUAUACUGUCAUCAUGUCACAAAAAGCAUGUUGGAUACUAGUCACCAUUCCCUAUCUCUAUAGUAUAAUUGUCUCACUUCUAGUUAACAUAAAGAUUUUCACUUUAACCUUCUGUGGCUACAAUGUCAUCAGUCAUUUCUACUGUGAUGCUCUCCCUUUGUUAACUUUGGCCUGCUCAAACACACAUGAAAUUGAGGCGAUAAUUUUAAUCUUCUCAGCUUUUAAUUUGCUUUCGUCUCUUCUUAUAGUAAUUGGGUCCUAUCUAUUUAUCCUUAUGGCAAUUCUAAGGAUUAACUCUGCUGAGGGCAAAUGGAAGGCUUUCUCUACGUGUGGGUCCCACCUGACAGUUGUCAUCGUCUUUUAUGGGACUUUGAUAUUUAUGUAUUUGCAACCUACAUCCACUCACUCCAUUGACACUGGUAAAGUGACUUCCAUAUUUUACACCCAGGUUAUCCCUAUGUUGAAUCCCUUAAUAUACAGCUUGAGGAACAAAGAUGUAAAAGAUGUCCUUAAAAAAACAAAGGAAAAAGUGCACAAUCUUGUCUCAUAG
Molecule: messenger RNA, 942 nt
Organism: Mus caroli (Ryukyu mouse)
Lineage: Eukaryota; Metazoa; Chordata; Mammalia; Rodentia; Muridae
Product: olfactory receptor 8K3-like
Biological process (GO): G protein-coupled receptor signaling pathway
Cellular component (GO): membrane
Molecular function (GO): olfactory receptor activity; G protein-coupled receptor activity
Source: RefSeq, a predicted model, not a curated record